ACCUGGUUUGGUUGUUGCGACGUGGAAAAGGAAGUAGACGCUGAAAUAUGAAAACAAGCUUUGGAUAAGCGCACCGUGAAAGCGAAGUCAUUAAUAGCAGCAAUGCCAUGAAUCUCCUGUUUAGUUAUGCUGUAUAAUCAGAUUUGAUUCAUUUAUAGAUCAGAACAGAAAAUGUUUUUCUGACUAGUAUCGACAGCUUGCUACAGUAGCUCGGUGUUUGGGCCUGUUUGUCCAGCUAGCUUGUCAACUGUAGCCUGACUGCUUACUAGCUACGUUAGAUGCUAAAGCUAAUGUCAGUAAGCUAGCUAGAUCCUCGGCAGCAACUGUCGCUGACUUUCUAUAGUUCAGAGGUCGAGGGAGAGCUCAUCGGUUUUUAAAUGUAUAGCAAUAUGAGUUGGUUUAACACUGCGCACCUGUCUAGCUUUGCCAAGCAAGCUUUGACAACAGCUCAGAAAUCCAUCGAUAGAGUCUUGGACAUCAAAGAAGAGGAUCAGUGGGGAGAUGCCCUGGUACCGUCGUAUGACUUACCGAGGAAGACGUCCUUGAGUGAUGGCUGGGGGAACACUCCGUGGGAUUCUCCCCCUCAAGAGAGUGCGCCGACGGCUCCAUUGUCAACUGAGGCCAUCACGACACCUGUCACAAGGACCGUCAUAGAUGAGUCGGAGAAUUUCUUCAGUGCCUUUCUGCCCCCGGGAGAGCCGCAGAGUGUGACGCACACUCCGGUGGUGUCAGUGCCCCCCGCCAAAUCCCACCGGCUGCAGACGGAUGAACAGGAUGGGGCGGUGGUGGUCCAGGAGAGUUCCGUGCCAAAAAAGUCCGCCUCUGUUGAGCCAGGAAAGGCUGAGGGGAGCGACCCUGUCUCGGUUGAGCCUGCGAAGCCGGCGGCCAUUGUCGACACCGCGCCCCUCAUAACAGAGCCUGAAAGUGUUGUGCUGGUGAGCGUUCCGGAAGAUGCCGAGCACCGAGUGGCCGACGAGAGCCAGGCGAAUUUAGACGGCGUGACCGCCUUUCCUCAGCCAACUGAGGCUGACCAGUCGCUUCCUCCCCCAAGCCAGGCAGAGUUUGCGGCCAGAACUGAGGGGGCGGGGCCUGUCGCGACUUUAGCUCCGGACAGCCCCUCGAAGCCCCAGCCCGCGCCCCCCAAGGACAUCCUGCUGGAGUCGAAAGACCCAAAGUCCGAGGACAGGCAGAGCAACACUCCCUCGCCUCCGGCCAGCACGUUCUCGUCCGGCACCUCCACUACCAGCGACAUCGAGGUGCUGGACCACGAGAGCGUGCUGAGCGAGAGCUCGGCCAGCUCCCGGCAGGAGACGGCCGAGUCCAAGGCCAGCCUGCACCUGAUGCAGAGCUCCUUCCAGCUGCUGUCCUCCUCGGCCUGCGCCGACUUCCAGCGCCUGGACGACUACCAGAAGCUGACGGAGAGCUGCGGCUCCUCGGACGCCUUCGAGCGCAUCGACUCCUUCAGCAUGCAGUCGCUGGACAGCCGCAGCGUCAGCGAGAUCAACUCGGACGACGAGCUCCCCGGCCGGGCGUGCACGCUGGCCUCUGUCACCGCCGGGCCCACCACGCCCACCCCGCCCACGCUGGGCCAGGAGGAGGAAGAGGAGGCUGAGGAGGAAGAUGACAGGCUCACGGACACGGUCAAGGACCACUCGCUGGACGAUAACGAGAUGGAGGAGAGCGGGCGCAGUGCCACGCCAGUCAACUGUGAGCAGCCAGAGGAGCUGCUGGACACAGAAAGCCACCUCACGGAGCCCAGCCCAAUGAAUGAUGCCAGCAUGCACUUGACUCCUCCAAUCACAGAGGACACCAGCGGAGUCUCCACCCCUAAGACACUAGAGCUUCAGAAGGUUAUCAGUGAACUGACUGAUCGGCUUGAAAAGAGAGAAUCGCAGCUGUUAGCUGCCAGCAAGGAAAAGGCCAGGCUGGAAGAACAGUGUGACAAUCUUAACGACGAGAUCAUAAGCUUGAAGGAAGAGAGCUCCACUGUGCAGUCGCUGAAAGAAGAGUUCACGCAACGGAUCGCGGAGGCCGAGCGUAAAGCACAGCUGGCCUGCAAGGAGAGAGACAUUACCAAAAAGGAAAUAAAGGGGUUGAGAGAGGAUCUUUCUACAAGACUCAACUCUAAUGAGACCUUAGAGAUCAUCAGAGAGAAAGAAGAGCAGAUUAAAGGCCUGCUGGAAGAAGGGGAAAAGCUGUCCAAGCAACAGCUCCAGCACUCAAACAUCAUAAAGAAGCUGAGGGUGAAGGAGAAGGAGAAUGAGACCCUACUCACGAAGCAGAGCAAGAAGCUGAAGGAGCAGGAAGAGGAGCUGAAGCACUUACAGCAGGUUCUGGAUGGAAAGGAGGAGGUGGAGAGGCAGCACCGCGAAAACAUCAAGAAGCUGAACGGGGUGGUGGAGCGGCAGGAGAAGGAGGUGGGGAAACUCCAGAGCGACAUGGAGGAGCUCCAGGAGAAGAACCGCAGUCUGCAGUCUGCCCUGGACAACUCCUAUCGGGAGCUGGCGGAGCUGCACAAGGCCAACGCCACCAAGGUGAGCGAGGCCCAGGAGCUCGCGCUCAGCCGGGAGAUUCAGGCCAAGGAGCAGGUCACCAUGGCCCUGGAGAAGGCUCAGGAGGAGGCCCGCCUCCAGCAGGAGGCGCUGGCCAAUCAGGUGGCAGACCUGAGGCUGGCCCUGCAGAGGGCUGAGCAGCAGCAGGCCCGUAAGGAGGACUACCUGCGCGAGGAGAUCGGCGAGCUGCAGCAGAGACUGCAGGGGGCGGAGACGCGUAAUCAGGAGCUGAGUCAGAGCGUUACCUCGGCAACGCGGCCCUUGCUCAGACAGAUCGAGAACCUGCAGGCCACCCUGGCGGGCCAGACGGCAUCCUGGGAGAAACUGGAGAAAAGCAUCUCGGACAGGCUCGUGGAUGCCCAGGCUCAGCUCGCGGUUGCCGUGGAGAAGGAGCGCUCAGCGGCUGAGGAACUCCUAGCCAUCAAGGCCCAGCUGGCGUCCUUGGAGUCCCAGAAUUCCCUCCUGCGGCAGGAGAAGGGCCGUCUCCAGGGGCAGCUAGACGCUGAAAAGACAAGGCGGGAAAAGCUGGAAGAUGAUGGCAGCAGGGAACAUGUCGAGCUGGAGAACUUGCGUGGAGAGCACAGUCGAGCUCUGGAGGAGGCUCGAAAGGAGAAGCUGCUUUUGACCAAUCAGCUGGAGAUGGAGAGAAUGAAGGUAGAACAAGAAAAGAAGAAAUACUAUCUGGCACAGGAGGCCCUGAAAGAAAAGGAGAGGAAAGCCUUAGCACACUCUGUGUCAGAGCCCCCUGCUUCCUCCACCCCCUCUCUGUCUCGGUCCAGCUCUGUCAGCGGGGACAUGGCUGGACUGCAGUCCUCUCUGCUGUCACAGCAGGAGGACUGUCUGGACCACUCGUUUGGCAUGACCAUGUCCGUGAGCGGGAGCAAUCUGUACGAGAUGGCUCGCCUGUCGGGCGGCUCCACCGUCAUCGAGAACCUCCAGUCCCAGCUGAAACUCCGAGAGGGGGAGAUCGCCCAUCUACAGAUUGAGAUCUCCAGUCUGGAAAAGACGCGCUCUAUCAUGGAGGAGGAGCUGGUGAAGCUGACCAGUCAGAAUGAUGAGAUGGAAGAGAAAGUGGCGGAGAUCCCCAAACUACGAGUGCAGCUCAAGGAGCUGGAGCAGAGACACAACACCAUCCUGCAAAUGUACGGAGAGAAGGCGGAGGAGGCGGAGGAGCUGAGACUGGACCUGGAGGAUGUGAAGAACAUGUACAAAACCCAAAUCGAUGAACUUCUGAAAAACCAGAAGUGAAUUCAAGCAGUUCUGAGCUUGCUUUCCAGCUUUCCAAAAGAGCAAUCGUAAUAAAGAGCUCCCUGUUGCACAUGC
Messenger RNA from Anguilla rostrata (American eel), 3875 nucleotides. RefSeq names its product TATA element modulatory factor 1 (gene tmf1). Gene Ontology annotation, cellular component: endoplasmic reticulum; Golgi apparatus. The record is from RefSeq and is a predicted model, not a curated record. Bases 378 to 3800 code for a protein of 1140 amino acids. The transcript is spliced from 17 exons. Lineage: Eukaryota; Metazoa; Chordata; Actinopteri; Anguilliformes; Anguillidae.